CAAUCUAAAAACACCUCUUCUCCUUCUAUGUUUUUAUCCCUAGCCAGUCGUUGAAGUAAUUACGCGGUAGAGCCGUAGAGUAGAGAUGAAGAGUCCAAAUUAGGAUUCAACAUCAAUACAGAAAGUAUCGAAGAUUUAAGAAAUUUUGUUUCUACAAAAUGCUCCAGAAGACAAAGCUCUGACAUAUCCUAUUAGAGAGAUUGCUCUUUGUAAUGGCUGCUUCUGAAAAGACAGUCGUGAGGAACAGAGUGAAGGUUUGCCUUCCUCAAGUCGCAUCAAGAACAGAACUUAUUGAAGCCGAAAGUAAGCAAGGAUUUCAUGAGAUGUAUUCUGCCACUUCGGAAGGAGGUAAUCUGCAGAAUUUUGGGAACAGCUGUUCAAGUAAAGAAAGGAAAACAUGUGCGAGCAAAGUCGUUGAAAAUGAAUCUGAUCAAUUGGAAAAGUUCAUUGCCGAAAUGCCCAAUGUUGAAUUUAUUUCGCCAGAUGCUCACAAAAGUCGAAGGUUGUUAGAGUUAGAUGGCAGAAAAAUGAAGAGACAAAGAACAAAUACUAUCGACAUAGAAUUGCUAAAUUGUUCAAGUGGCCAUUCCUUUACAUAUUGUGAAGGAAAAACUUACAUGGAGACGAGUAAACGGGAAAAGGGUGCAGCCCUAGUGGCGCGUGUUGGUGAACCUGGACCUGGAAAGUGUAUGUAUGGUCAAAUAGGAAAGAGGCAGAUACUUGACUAUGAGAAGAGGCUAGACUGUGCCAAGAUACUAAGGAAACUGAUGACUCAUCCAGACUCUUGGAUAUUUAAUAGGCCGGUUGACCCAAUCGAGCUGAAUAUUCCAGAUUAUUUCUCUAUUAUUACUGAACCCAUGGACUUGGGCACAGUUAAAGACAAAUUACAGGCGAAAAGGUAUUUGGAUGGCAGUGUGUUCGCAUCUGAUGUGCGAUUAACCUUUUCGAAUGCCAUGAGAUAUAAUCCACCAAGUAAUUAUGUUCAUGGAUUGGCUCGGGAGCUAAAUAACGAUUUUGAAUCACUGUGGAGAGCUGUUCAAGCAAAAUGGAGUUCGGAAAGCUCAAUGGUUGCUCAGAAGCCAACUCUUAAUAAAAGAUUGGAAGAAACUCAGACUCUGAGAAAAGGGGGUCGAAAAGAAGAUGCUCCAUCUUGUUUGAAUCGAUUGCCGGAAAUUUCAUUGUCACCUUCCCUUAGAACUAAGAUGAGAAAAGAUAUCAUGGAAAUAUCGAAGGGAAAAGUUUCAGGAGACUUACUUAAUUGUUUGCGAAGAUCUGGUUUGAUCAAUCAAAUGGAAGAAAAAAUCCAAGUUGACAUUGAUGCAUUUGAUGAUGAGAAGCUGUCAAAAUGGCAUAACAUAAUCAGGCCAUAUCUUAAUUCAGAACCAGCAACUUCUGUUCUGGUAAAAAACUCUGGUGGAGAUGGCUCUAUACAGAAAAAGCUUCAUAACGGAGCGCGUGUCAAUAUAACUCCUAAUACAAAAGUAGCUGCUCGUGUUGAUGGUGGCAGCGCGGACAGCAAAGGCAUUGGUCAAAAGGAACUCUCCCAAUCUUCAAAUUCUGACAGAGUCCGACGUGCGAAUAAUUCUGCACAUCCUGGUGGUCCACAUAACUUGGAUCCUCUAGCUAAUGGCACUGGUGGACGAGAAAUUAGCACGCUGGAUCCUAAUGCUUAUGAUGACAGAAAAGUCAAGUACAGUGCUUCUCCUGCAAAUCCUGUCAUGCCCGUUGCUUCCAGAGAAGUGGAAUGUGUUGAUGAUGAUGGGCAAAUGACUCCUGAGAAGGCUCUUCGUGCUGCGAUGCUAAAGGGACGUUUUGCUGAUACCAUCGUGAGAGCAAAGCAUAAUACGUUGUUGUGCAAUGGUGAGAAAGGUGAUUCUGUGAAGAUGCAACUUGAGAAAGAAAUAUUGGAAAAGAAGCAAGAACAAGCCAAGAUUAGAGUUGCUUCUGAAGUUGCAUUACGAAGGAGUCGGGAAUUGGAAUUGAAGAUGCAGAGACAGAGAGAAAGAGAAGCAGCUCGAAUUGCUUUGGAAAAGAUGGAGAAGACCGUUCAAAUUUAUGAGAACCUAGAAAUUCUAAAAGACAUCGAGAAGUUGGCACGUCAUCAAGCAUAUGGAACUUCAAUUGUUAGUCCAUUGAAAAAACUGGGUCUGUUCUUGAAAGCUGAUUAUGCUGAAGAAGAAAAAGAAGAGGAGGAUGUGGUGCUAAACUUCUAUGCAGACUUAGAGGAGGGGGAAAUUCUGUCGUAAUUGGUCCAUUUGUUUUGUUUUCUUUUUCAUAUAUAUAUAUUGAAAGCAUGCAUUUGGUAGAGGAUGUAACGGCUUUUUUCUUGUACAGUCAGUUAUACCAAGGGUACAAAGCACAGUUUGGAUAACUUAGCCUAUGUAAAGAGUGGUCAGGAUUUUUUCUCACAAAAGACAAAUGUAUGGAUGCAAUCGGUUGUCAUAACUGAUGGUUGUGAUUGAAAUUACAAGUGCAUCUAAUCGAUAAAAUUUACCAUGUCA
Molecule: messenger RNA, 2501 nt
Organism: Papaver somniferum (opium poppy)
Lineage: Eukaryota; Viridiplantae; Streptophyta; Magnoliopsida; Ranunculales; Papaveraceae
Product: transcription factor GTE11-like
Exons: 12
Coding region: 213-2246 (677 amino acids)
Molecular function (GO): protein binding
Source: RefSeq, a predicted model, not a curated record